Molecule: messenger RNA, 1200 nt
Organism: Theobroma cacao (cacao)
Lineage: Eukaryota; Viridiplantae; Streptophyta; Magnoliopsida; Malvales; Malvaceae
Source: RefSeq, a predicted model, not a curated record
CAUGUAUUGUGAUCAUUUGUUAUAAUACUCUUUAAGGAAAUAUCUCUUUAAAACAUGUCCUCUUCAAAAAAUUCAACUAUUGUAAAUAAUGCUGUAAUUUUUUUAGACGCUACCUCUGCUAUAAAAUCCAUCUCCAAAAUAGAUUUUUUACGUGAAGUAGAUUAUAUCCCUGAAGAAGGAAAAACCCAACCAUUGCAACUUUCUCUUACCAACCCCUACUCUGUGUAUGCAAAACCUACUUUCUCACCAGUAAAAUCUAUAAAAACCCUAAUCAAACACUCACCAAAAGCACCAAAAGAAUACAUCCAGUCCACAAGAUUUGAUGAACACUUCAUUCAAGGAGAUCAAGCAGAACAGUUUGUUACACUUCAGAUACCUCUUGAGUUUCCACAGCAAUGGAUUCACCAUGGGUAUUCACAUAUCCAUUUUGGAGCGGUCAGACUAGCACUAAACUAUCAUGGGAGAGAAGGACAGUCAGUUGUAGCACAUAUGGCUUUACUUGAUAGCAGGUACAUAAAGUAUGAACAUGCAUGUAUUGGUACUGUUGAGGACACCUUAAAUACGAAAACUUUAAUUGUUACCCUAUUUCCAAACUAUACCAUGGCCCUUUGUGAUCCCAACUUAUUGUCUGCCUUAAAGGUCCAAGUUCAGAUCAUAAGAGCCCCACAAAUACCUUUUGCCAUUAUAGCAACACUUCAUUACCAGAUGGUUUAUAAAGUUCAAGACCAUGCAUUUAACCUUUCCAAAAUUCAGACAAACUUAAAUGAUGCAUUGGUUUUGGCCAUAAACAUAUCACAAGCUCUUAUUUGUUCAUUUGUUCCAAAAAGAAUCCCUAGAGAGGAUCUUGCCAAACUUCUUCCAGAAAAAUGGAUCAUCAAUUAUGAAAAGUUGCAAGAAGCCAAAACUUUCAUUCAGUCCACACAAACCAAUUUUACCAAAAAAACUGAUGAGACUAUAGAAAUAAAAUUUGACCAUUCCCACUUGAAAGAACCUUCUACUCCACCAGUUUUUUCAUCAAUGUUUAUGAUUAGACAGACUGACUCAGUAGAACCAGGCUCAGAACAAAAGCUCAUUGAAAGCUUUGACUAUUGGGGCAAACCAAUUUUCCAUUUCAUAGAUCUUAUCACUAGUCACUAUCCAUGGGACAUCAAUUGCACUUGUGAAUGAUGUUAAGAAGACAACUUUGCAGCAGACUAUGAG